Messenger RNA from Mollisia scopiformis, 1222 nucleotides. RefSeq names its product putative estradiol 17 beta-dehydrogenase. The coding region runs from base 108 to 1115 and encodes 335 amino acids. The record is from RefSeq and is a predicted model, not a curated record. The transcript is spliced from 2 exons. NCBI's taxonomy places the organism in Eukaryota, Fungi, Ascomycota, Leotiomycetes, Helotiales, Mollisiaceae.
CUUUAAUUCUCAUUCACGACUUCUGGCAAAAGCCAAGAACAACUAAACUCCAUUAGUUUGCUCAAACUCAGGCAUCUGCUGUACUACAUUGUACGACACUUUUCACAAUGCCGCCAAGCACUCCCUUCAAGAGUGCCUGGACGCAAUUCUUCCCUCCGAAGGCCACUUUCACAGACAAGAAUGUUACUGCCGACCUGAAGGGCAAAGUCUACAUUGUUACAGGUGCUAAUUCCGGAAUGGGCCAGGACUUAGCUCGGGUUCUCUAUGCGAAGAACGCCAAAGUCUACAUAGCUUGCCGUUCCGAGGAGAAGGCGACAGAAUCUAUAUCAUAUAUCAAGAAGUCCGCGCCCACAUCGAAAGGAGAACUGGUCUUCCUCCCUCUCGACCUUGCCGAUCUGGCCAAAGUAAAAGCAGCAGCACAGCGCUUUCUGGCGCAAGAGUCCCGACUACACGUCCUGUUCAACAAUGCGGGAGUAAUGACGGGUCCAGCCGAACCACCACCAAAGACAGUGCAGGGUCACGAGCUUGCUCUGGGUGUAAACUGCGUUGGCACUUUUCUCUUCACCAAAUUGCUGACUCCAACACUGAUUACGACGGCCCGAUCCGAACCAGCGAAUACAGUCCGUGUCGUAUGGCUCUCCUCUUUCGGACUCACUCAGUAUGCACACGAGAGCCGCGGCAUCGACAUGGACAACUUAGACUAUCACAUCCCCAAGCCAGGCAUAGACCGCUACGGUAUCAGCAAGUGCGGCAACUGGCUUUUGGGCGUCGAGUAUGCUCGUCGACACAAAAAUGACGGUAUUGUGAGCGUGCCAAUCAACCCAGGCAAUCUCCGCACUGCUCUUGCGAGGGACCAGUCUUGGUUACUGCAGUUCAUUGCCAAUUUGAUCGUCUACCCAGUCAUCAAUGGAGUCUAUACACAGCUUUUCGCAGGAUUUUCUCCAGAGGUUACGACUGAGACGGAUUGGAGUGCGAAGUGGGUUAUCCCGUGGGGACGAUUCCAGCCGCUUCGAUCGGAUUUGCCCAAGGCUACGAAGCCGGUGGCUGAAGGUGGGAAUGGGAAUGCGCAACAAUUUUGGGAUUGGAAUGAGGAGCAGGUCAAGAAAUACUUGUGAGCCUCGUUGCUAAAAUAUACCUUCAAUGAUGUUCAUUAUAAUUCCUCUUUUGGGAAGACUUGUAAUUCGAUUUGUAUGAAUAGUUGAUGCAAUCUCAUAGAGAGGGG